UUCAGACCCCAUUCGCAAGGAUAACGACGCGCUAGUUCCCCACACAAACAAUCAAUUAAUAACACAAUUAAAACUUUAGCGCGCACCGUUCGCCUGGAACCGCAGUACAAGUAUCCCCACUCAAAACUCGUUUCCUACAGGCAGUGCAAAACCAAAAGUGCAGUCAUUAAUUAAUUUAAUGCAUGUGUACGAUACUCUGGCAGUACAAAAGCGGAUACACGAUAAACUCAUCAGCAAGUAAUUAACACCAGUCACACCAAAAGUACAACAGAGGAAAUCAAAAUGUUCCAAGCCAUCACCAGUAUUCGGUUGUCUAGAGGUGACUAGGCUUAAUCAUCUGACCCCGAGUAGUAAUCCCUUAAAGGAUCGGCAGGAUGCACCAGGUACUUAGCUACGAGACGGCGGUGCGGGCCAACAGCUCUCGCGAAUUUCGCGAAUAUGUCUCAAAGCGCACUUGUGCGUCCCUGGUCCUAACGAUUGCCUUCUUCAUGCUCAUAACAGGAUACUUGCUGGGCAAUUUCGUGGCCGAGCGCAAGUACCACAUACGCCAGAUGACAAAGGGAGUAGUUAAGGAUUCGGAUCGCGAGAGGUCCGUGAAACUGGACAGUGCGGAAUAUGCCAGCCUGCAGGAGCUGCAAACGUAUCAGAAGGCCAAGGCCCAGCUGCUGGUCUCCGCCCAAGUGCUCGACAAGCUGCAGCAGCAGGACGAAAGCGAACGAUACCUGGCCACCUCUCUGAACACGGAGAUCUUCAACAAGUACAUAUCCUGCACACAGGACAUACCGCCCAACACGAACAUAGCGGCCAGCCAGUUCACCGAGCAACUGAUCGACAACACGGUGGCCAGGCAGCGCCACUGCAUGAGGAUCAUCCAGGUGGUCAUCGACAAUCACCUGGCCAACAGCCAGCUCUGAGCUGGAUCCAAGGAUUUAGGGAUGGUUUAGCGGGCCAAAGUUGGAAUUUAUAACUUAUGUAUGUGCUUUUAGGUGUGCUCAAUGUGUGUUCCCCAGCUAACUAGAGAAUAACUUUUGUAAAUCAUAGUGCAAGUAUUAACUUACACAGGUUUUUUAUACAUGUCUGCAUUUAACGCAAGUUAUAAAUAGAUGUUGAAAACAUAAACAAACAGUUUUU
Drosophila ficusphila is the source of this 1131-nucleotide messenger RNA. RefSeq lists its product as uncharacterized. The record is from RefSeq and is a predicted model, not a curated record. Bases 375 to 914 code for a protein of 179 amino acids. Lineage: Eukaryota; Metazoa; Arthropoda; Insecta; Diptera; Drosophilidae. The transcript has 3 exons.